AAGCUCCACAAAACUGCAGUGGCUAUUUUACUGUUUUAAUUGAGGACUCUAGAACAUUAAAUUCUGUAAAACUACCGAACUAGUGCUCUAACAGAGGAGGAUUUGUGUUUUUGGGACGAAGCUAGCGGCUGAUUUGAAACCUCAGCAGGACUAUCAUCGACUUCUGUCAAGCGGGUGAUGCGGUGUUUUGCUCCAGGAAUCCCCAACUAGAAGUGGAUAGAAAUUGGAAUCUUGUGAAAUAAUUAUCCUCUACUGCACGUGAACCAGCUAAACCAUGUCGGACAUACAGACACUGAUGGAUAUGGGAUUUCCGAAGGAGAAAGCCGAGCGAGCGCUGGAGGUAACAAAUAAUAAAGGAGUCGAGCAGGCCAUGGAAUGGUUGCUAGCGCACGCCGACGAACCUUUGCCACCUGCAACGACCGGUUCCACAGCAGCCGAUGGAACGGCCACAUCCGAAACAGCCAACAGCACACCGGCGGCGGAUGGGCAGACCGCGGACGGUGAUGGUACGUCCGCGGAUGCCGUGGCCAAGUCACUGAAAUGCGACGAAUGCGGCAAGCUGUUCAAAUCGCAGGAAGAGGUAGAGUUCCACGCGGCCAAGACACAGCACAGUAGCUUCUCCGAGUCGACGGAGGAGAAGAAACCACUCACCGAGGAAGAGAAGAAGGCCCAGCUGGCCCUGCUGGAGGAGAAGAUGAAACGGAAGCGCCAGGAGCGCGAGGAGAACGAAAAGAAGGAAGCGAUGGAGCGGGAGCGGCUGCGGAUCAAAUCGGGAAAGGAUAUGCUCGAGGCACGCCGCAAAAUGGAGGAGCAGGAAAUGAAGAAACUGAUGGAUCAGCGGAAGCGCGAGAAACUCGAAACCAAAGCGGCCCGCGAUCGGGUUCGUCUGCAGAUCGAGGCAGAUCGUGCGGCUCGCAAGGCGAAAGAUGCUGGUGAGCCUGCAGGAGUCACUUCGCCGACAUCCACCACCAGCAGUGCGACGGCUACAUCACCAACGGCCGCUGCUACGGUGGCCAGCCCACCGAAACCUGCCGAAACGAAGAGCUACACCACUGCCAAGAUCGCCAUUCGUAUGAUGGACGGUAGCCAGCUGGUACAGACGUUCCAAGCCAGUGAGCAGCUGGCCGCGGUACGGCUGUUUGUGCAGCUGAAACUCGGUGCCAUCGACACACCGUUCGGACUGAUGACCAACUUUCCCAAGAAAGUGUUCACCGACGAGGAAUACGACAUGCCACUAGACAAGCUGGGACUCGUCCCGAACGCGGUACUGAUCGUCACGAAGGGUUCAUAAGUCGCGAAGUGUUUGUGUUCGUUCCGGUGGCGGGCCGGUUUAUGUAAAAUUUCUCUAUAACAAUUUCUAAUGCGAUCGAUGGUUGUAUGUGAUUCAAAACGCGAUAUAAAGAGUCACGACUCUCUUUUUCUCGGAAA
Messenger RNA from Anopheles aquasalis, 1428 nucleotides. RefSeq names its product UBX domain-containing protein 1-A. The record is from RefSeq and is a predicted model, not a curated record. Gene Ontology annotation, cellular component: cytoplasm; nucleus. Lineage: Eukaryota; Metazoa; Arthropoda; Insecta; Diptera; Culicidae. Gene Ontology annotation, molecular function: K48-linked polyubiquitin modification-dependent protein binding. Gene Ontology annotation, biological process: negative regulation of proteasomal ubiquitin-dependent protein catabolic process; negative regulation of protein ubiquitination; negative regulation of protein K48-linked deubiquitination.